GGGGGCAGUCUGAAAUACAGCAGACAGCGAGACGCAGAUACACGUUUUAAUUGUUCAAGAAGUAGAGGCUCACUUUCAGCCUUCCAACUUGGAAUAGGCAGGUGCUGUUUAGACUGCGAUAUACAAGGACGCGCUGCCACCGCUCCUCUCACGUGUGGGCAAACAAUUGCAGGCAGGAGUGGAGAAUGGCUGUCAGAGUCCUAACAAUGGUGAUUGUCACACUCUUCAGUGGCUCACUGGGAUGCCCAUCAGUAUGUACGUGCUCCAUCAAAUAUGGACAUUAUUUUGCAGAUUGUUCCCACAGAGACUUGGAGGAAAUCCCAAUUGCUUUUCCUCCUGAUAUUAACAUUGUCACUCUGUCAGCAAACAAGAUUAGUUUGGCACGACAAGGCGUUUUUAACAAUGCCACCCAGAUGAUGUCACUAUGGAUGGCUUACAAUGAAAUCGUUUCCAUCGCGCCAGGAAGCCUCUCGCCCAUGGUUCUCCUGCGUAAUUUGGACAUCAGCCAUAAUAAAAUAACCGACUUUCCAUGGGAAGAUCUGCAGACUCUCACUGACCUGCAGAUGCUGAAGAUGAACCACAAUGAGAUGAUCAGUCUGCCCCGAGAUGCCUUUGUUAAUCUAAAAAAUCUGAGGUCUCUUCGACUUAACAAUAACAAGUUUACAACUGUAGCUGAGGGGACCUUUGAUGGUUUGAUUUCUCUCUCUCAUUUACAAAUCUUCAACAAUCCCUUUGCGUGUACAUGUUACAUGGACUGGUUCAGAAAUUGGCUCUCAACUACUAGCGUCACUAUCCCGGAACGGAAUUUUAUUAAUUGCGCUACUCCGGAGUCACUUCAAGGAGAAUUGAUCGAGAACUUAACUGAGUCAAAAUGCACAAAGCCAAAGGUUACAGUAUGGACCGUGCCAAAUAUUGACUUCACAACUUUGUAUGAGGGUGACACUUUGACUAUAAAUUGUGAGUUUGAAGGAAACCCGAAGCCAUUGGUCACAUGGACUAUUUACAGUCUAGCAGGAGAACUAAACCAGUCUUUCAAGGAUGACUUGUCUGAGUCAAACAACACAUCCAUAUUGUCCAAAUAUUCGGUCCAGAUCUUUAAUAACGGAACCCUCCUCAUCUCACACCUGAUGACUAAAGUCAGUGGCAACUACAGCUGCUCUGCCUCAAACGAAUUUGGAAUUGCAGUGGAUUCAAUUUCUUUCGAAGUGGUGCCUUUAUCAGAACAAUUAACUGCAAAGGAUGUGACCAAAACAGCUCCUUACAAUUCAACACAACAAAAAGUCAAGUCACUGUCAAUAACUAACGCAUCUGAUUUUGAAUCUUUAUCCGUCCCUUAUUUGCCCAAUACAGAGAUAGAACCUCAGUCUUUUGAAGAGUUGAUGGAUUCUUCUAAAUGUGGACUAAAAGCAAAAAAAAUACACAUCUCAAGCCUUGAAUUAAAUGGGAGCUCAGAUGAUACAAAUAACUACAUGUUUGACUUUGGCGUCAUUGCCCUUUGGGUGUCAGAAACAGAGGCAACCAUACGUCUCAACCCUCUUCUUAUGCCCAAAUACAGGCAGGCAAACCGGACUGUGGCCAUGCUUGCAUCAUUGGAAAGCCCCGACAACGCCACUGAAAACAAAUAUGAAGAAAUUACUUCACAAGGACUGUACAUCUGUGUUACCACGGCACACAAUCACUCACCUGUACUGUGGUCUCAGGUUAAAGAGGGUCUUAGCACCUACCUGCUCAGUGGUUUGCGGCCUGGUACCAACUAUUCCCUGUGUUUGACUUACAAGGAUGAAGACUGUGAGGUGCAAGUGCUCUUCACCACCAAAAGGAAGGUCCCUAAUCUGAUCAUCAUCAUCACUGUUAGCAUCUGCCUUCUGACUGUGUCCACUGUGCCUCUUCUGGGAGCCAUGUGCUUCCACUUAGUGUAUAAAUAUCAUAGCAAGACAUACAAGCUGAUCCUAAAGGCAAGAGACCAGUAUCAAAUGGACUUGGAGAGGAACCGGGCCACCAACAUCAACAGCACACCACUAACAGAGUCUCAGAGGAAUAUAAAUGUCAAUCAGUUGAAUAAGGAAGAUGUUGGUCCUGAGAGUCUGGAUGGGGAGAAGGAGGAAGAUACAGAAGAAAGUGUCGCGACUGAGACUGUCACUUUGUCUCAAUCAAGAGAGAAUCUGGAUGACUGCGAGAUUGGAUCAGACUACAGUGAUAGGCUUCCUUUAGGGGCCGAAGCUGUGAAUAUCACUAACAAAGAGUACCAGUAAAUAGCCUAGCAUACUGUUAUAUGAAGUGCACUUUGGAAAAUAUCAUACAAUGCUUCACUUUAUGCCAGUGAUGUCAAAGGUGUUGUGUGUUGUAUUAUGUGAAUGUGCUCAAAUCUCAUCUGAGGGUCCAAGACACUUGUCAGUUUACCAAGCAGCUAACAAAAAGUACAAUGCUUAACAAAUGUAGCCAGUCGCUCAAUCGUUGUAGUGAAGGUAGUGAAAAGAGAAACUACUGAUUCAAAGUUACUGCCGCUGUCGUUACUUAGUGCCAAACCUGUUAGACUGUCUUCUAAUAUUAGUGAUACACAACAAAGUGGGCUAUAUUGUGCUACAAUAAAUGUGGAGAAUAGCUAACAUGUACCAAAACCUCUCAAGUAAAAGUAUAAAAAAAAAAAAACAAUGUGCUACAAGUACCGUAAUUUUUGGACUAUAAGCUGCUACAUUUUUUUUUUCUUCAUUUUGAAUCCUGCGGCUUUUAGUCUAGUGCGGCUUAUUUGUUGAUUUAUUUGGUUUAAUAGGUAAAACUUUAUUUGAUUUUUUUUUUUUUUUUUUUUUCUGUUGACUGUGUCAUGUCAUAAUUAUGAUUGUCUAAUGAGUCUUAUGGCGCCACUGUCAAAUAAAGUAUUACCAAAUACCAUAACUAGCAAUUAAUGAAACAACUGGAACAGUAACUGAAGAAAUAAUUAGCACAGAACAUGAAUUUUGAUUGUGAUUUACAUCUGUAGCGCUGCAAUGCAUGCUAGGAGGCAUGUGGGACAACAACAAUGUUGACAGCAGGUGGCAGCAGAGGUUGGCUGUGUCCCCCAAGGAAGCAGUGAUGGCCAAAUAAAGCUUCUUGAAGCAAUGAAGCUUUGUAGCCAAUUGGUUCAAAGCUUCAUGGUGGUUCAUUUGGUCUUAUGACAGUCGUAUGAUGCCGCUGUCAAAUAAAGUGUUACCGGUUAAUAUAUUUUGGUGUAAAUAUCCCAUAAUACAAUGAGGACAGCUGCGGCUUAUAGUCCAGUGCGGCUUAUCUAUGAACAAAUGUCAUUUUUAUGUCAAAUUUGUCUGGUAGCAGCUUAUAGUGAGGUAUGUUUUAUAGUGCGAAAAUUACGGUAAUCUUAUUAUGUUGUCUUAUCAGGAUACACAUUUUUCACAGCCUACUACUCUGCAUACUGUACAGCUUUAGCACAAUGUAUUGUAUGUGUGGCUUUAAAAAUAUACACUGUUGUCUUCAUUAUAAUAGAAUUGUGUUUCACCAAAAAUAGAGAGGACAGCUCAAAACAAUUAUGAUAGCUAUUUUGCAUUUCACCCUUUAAUAACUGCAACGAUAUAAAACUUUUUGGAUGGUCAUAAAACAAAUUCAGAGCAAUCUGGAAUUCAGAGGAAUUAUGAAAUGAAGUUAAAUCAUUUUUGGCCCAAUUAACAUGCAAUACAGAUGUGAAGCUGCUCUCAGAAACACUGAUUACAUUGUUAGAUAAUAGUCCAGUGAUUCAUAGAAAAAUAAAACUUUUUUCCACCAAUUAAUUCAGGAAAUGUUUUUGUAUUAGUUUUUGCAGACAUUUUUUUUAAGUUAAAAAAAAAGAGUUCCAUUUUGAACUGAAUGUAACAGGCAUUUCUAGGAUUGUUUCAAACACAGCUAUAAUCAACUAAUUUGAUGACAAGUGUGUUGUUACUAUAUGAUAUCUAACUAAAGUAAAUUCUCAAGCAUCAUGUGCAAUUUUCUAUUAAAAAUAUCUCUGUUA
Corythoichthys intestinalis (scribbled pipefish) is the source of this 3973-nucleotide messenger RNA. RefSeq names its product immunoglobulin superfamily containing leucine-rich repeat protein 2-like. Gene Ontology annotation, molecular function: protein binding. The coding region runs from base 186 to 2252 and encodes 688 amino acids. The transcript has 2 exons. The record is from RefSeq and is a predicted model, not a curated record. Lineage: Eukaryota; Metazoa; Chordata; Actinopteri; Syngnathiformes; Syngnathidae.